AUGCCCCAGGCAAUCAAGGGAAUCACAGAAGUAUUCGGGUUGGACACCAUCAAUGCACUGCAGACAAUCCUCGCAUGUUCCGAACAAGUGACCAUUCCAGACCUGGAAACAUCAUGUUCCAGGUUUCCAAAUACCGAUCAGUCUGUCACCCACAACGACCAGAGUAUCCACGCCAUCAUUUCCGAACGCCAACGACAGCUAGAUGCAGUUUUGCACGAGAUUUCAGGCCUGCAAUCUGUGAUGGAUGGUAUCAAGAAUAUUCACCGGCAACUACUCAAAAAAAAGGACAGGAUUAGACAUUCAAUGAUUUUGCACAAGGGACUCGUAUCGCGUCUCUGGCGCUUGCCAACUGAAGUCCUGUCACAGGUUUUCCACCACUGUCUCCCGGACCACUGUUUCCCAGAAUCAAACCGCCCAUCAGCGUUAGAAGCUCCCGUCUUGUUAACCGGAAUAUGCCGACGAUGGAGGGAGGUUGCUGCUGAACACACCCAGUUUAUGGUGCAGGCCUCCCGCUAUGACGUAUGGCUCAAACGGUCGCGGGGACAUCCGCUCUCGUUGUCGCUCGUCUGCGAGGCAGAUGAUGCGGCCAGGCUCCAGAGCCUUCUUCAGCCCUACAUCAAUCAAAUUUCGUCUCUGUCUAUCAUAUUUCACGAAGAUGUGGUCGAACCCGAACUUUUGUUAGACGACCUCCCAGUACUUCGGGAGCUGACCAUACGAACCCUGAAAGAAAACAGGAAUAGACACAGCCCAUCCAUCGGAAAGUCUCUCUCACGACUACCGGCCACUUUGCGCAGCCUCAAGGUCGUUGAAUGGUAUUUCAACACCACGCAAACUUCUUUCGGUCCGGCAGGGUCACACCUGACAAAUCUCGAUGUCGCCACACUGCUGCACCAGAGCACAGUUAUUCAUCUACUCCAGCUAUGUCCCAAUCUCUCCUCGUUCAAAUUUUGCGGACAAUUCGACACAAAUGAAACCCUAGAUUCAUUUACGCACACCAAUAUCCAAACCUUCCGCGUCUUAGCCCGCUGUGACGCCUCAUCCUAUUUAUCCGGGCUAUUCAAUGCUCUAUCGCUCCCGAAUUUGCGGGUGCUUGAAAAUUACUGCUCUGGCAGUGUCCGAUACCCUGAUGAGGAGCUGAAGGCAUUUUUUGCGCGGUCAAAGUGUCCCCUGGAGAGAUUGAUUUUUAGCAGUCGCGGGAAGCCGACGAUGACAGAUGAGGUGCGAGCGAAAUACAUUAACAUUUUUCCUUCUAUCGAGAUAUCACUAGUAGAGGAUCUUGGUAACACACCAGAAACCAAACUGGUCGUGGAACUUCCCCCAGCUUGUCGCUACGAACUGAGCGCUGUACUCCCACAAGCGCCAGUCCCUGCAUUCCGCAGUAUGACUGCCAACCCAGGCUUUCAUAUGGCUAGCACUCGCGUCUCUACAGUACGACGUGUGUAUGCAGCGGGAGCACAAGACCAAGUCCCGAUUUUCGGAGAGGUUCUCUCCCCAGCAAGACCUGCUACAUCUUGGCUUCCGCGUGCAGUUGCUCGUCCCACAGCACAGCAACCAGGUGGUCUUUCCUUCCUUGCGGAGUAA
Messenger RNA from Suillus discolor, 1581 nucleotides. RefSeq lists its product as uncharacterized. NCBI's taxonomy places the organism in Eukaryota, Fungi, Basidiomycota, Agaricomycetes, Boletales, Suillaceae. The coding region runs from base 1 to 1581 and encodes 526 amino acids. The record is from RefSeq and is a predicted model, not a curated record. The transcript has 5 exons.